Cicer arietinum (chickpea) is the source of this 774-nucleotide messenger RNA. The record is from RefSeq and is a predicted model, not a curated record. NCBI's taxonomy places the organism in Eukaryota, Viridiplantae, Streptophyta, Magnoliopsida, Fabales, Fabaceae.
AUGGUGCGCACAAUGUUUACUGAUAGAGAGGGUCGUGUUAUACUCGACCAAGGGACUGAUAGAGAGGGUCGUGUUAGACCAACCACUUCUGCAUGGGCUCACUGUGCUCAGCGUGAAUUGCGUGGACAGCGAAGAUUACAGAAUCAACAAGCAGAACAUGCGCAACCAGAAUAUGGGCAAGUAGAAGAGGCCCAAGCGGAUAAAGCCCAACCUGAAGAGGUCCAAGCGGAUGAGGCCCAACCCGAAGCAGAUGACGGAUAUCCUGGUGGUCCAGUUGACAGGUCUGUCCUAAGGACAUAUGGGGAUCAUGUUGCGACACGACUAUGGGACGACGUGGAUCGCGGAGAGUUAAGGGUUUUUAGCAAUGAAAAAAAAUUAAAAGAAGCUGUCAUUGAAAAUCAAGAGGUUGAGGAACUUGUUAAAAGUUCUGGUUUAUAUACAUUGCUAAAAUGCAGCUAUGAGAUGAUCGACCAAGGUCUAAUUUCUGCCUUUGUCGAGAGAUGGCAUCGCGACACCAACAGCUUUCAUCUUCCAAUUGGAGAGAUGACCAUUACUUUGGACGAUGUCUCUUCGUUGCUGCAUAUACCCAUCACCAGUGCAUUCUUCAGCGUCAAUAUAUUUAACAAGGAUGACGUUGCAGAAUUGUUGGGUGAGCUUAUUGGGGUGAGUCUGGCUGAUGCAUAUGCUGAGUUUAACUUGAUGCGGACAACCACUGUUCGGUACAGUUGGUUGCUUGACGUAUACCAUCAGCGAUGUGCUUAUCAGCAUUGGUAG